This is a messenger RNA of Leucoraja erinaceus (little skate), 1737 nucleotides long. Its product is annotated as myosin-15-like. The record is from RefSeq and is a predicted model, not a curated record. NCBI's taxonomy places the organism in Eukaryota, Metazoa, Chordata, Chondrichthyes, Rajiformes, Rajidae. Gene Ontology annotation, biological process: cell adhesion. Bases 111 to 1535 code for a protein of 474 amino acids. Gene Ontology annotation, molecular function: carbohydrate binding. The transcript is spliced from 5 exons.
GCCCCGCCUCUAUUCCCGGGGACCAGCUGUCAAUCAAAUCAAUUCCCACUCCAGGAGGGGGGAAACUUGGGAGCGAACAGAAAAAAAAAGUUUUGCAAAAGUUUGCAACAAUGAGAAAUCGGAAGGGGAGAAGCGGCCAACGGGGCGAGGACAACUCCCCCCGAGCUGACAGCAAGGAUGUGUCCGGUUCUCCGGCCAGCCCGGCCGGGGGGACCUUGCUGUGGAUUCUCAUCCUCCUGCUUCUGGCCGGCGGCGGGAUCGGCGGCUGGUUCAUUCAGCAGCAGCUCAGCACCAUCGACAACCUGGAUCACACCAUCCAAAUCCUGCAGAAGAAGCUCUCUCAGCUUGAAAUGAUCCAAGACCAAGUGGGUGAGCUGAACGAGAAGCUGCUGAUCACAGAAACUCACGAACAAAGGUUGCAGGAUCUCGAGGUUACUUGGACUAAUUCUAAAAGGAAAUUGGAUCAGGCAGCGGAGGCUGUGGCACAGAUUCAGUCAGCUAACCUGAACAGUAAGGUGACUGGGCUCCAGUUGGAAAUGAGCACCAGCCUGAGUGAGCUGAGGAAGGACUUGCUGAAGAAGAAUGAUCUGAAGCGCCUGGAGGAUAUGGUUGAAGUUCUUCGGGAAGUUGACCUUGCACAGGCAGAGCAGCAAGUUGCACGUAUGAAAGCUGUAACUACCAAACUUGAGGAGAACACAGACUCACUGUCUACUUCUUUGACAAGUUUAACAAGUCGGAUGGCAAGCCUAGAAGCAGCGAGGCAGGACCUACAAAGUGUUGAGGACAUCAACACAAUCAAAGAGCUGAUGAACUAUAAUCUUCAUUCCAUCUCCAACAGUGUGACUGAUUUGACAAUACAAGUUAACCAGACAACCCAGGCAACUGAUGCUAUUCUGACCCAGUUAGCACGGCAGAGCAACGAAUUAUCGGAACUGAAAAACUAUGCUUCAUUCCAGCAAGUUGAGCACCUGGCCAGCAAAGAGCAACUGGAAGAUGUCAGGAAAAUGGGCGAGCGGUUGCAGAAGGAGAAGAUUUCCAUGGAAGAGCUGGAGAGCGCGGUUCGAAGCACAGUCGUUGUUGAUCUCAGUGAGCUGCAAAAGAGAACUGGUAAAAUGGAUGAAAUACUAGCCAAUCUGCAGGUCCACGUCGCAAAGGUUGAAAGUAAUGGGGCUGAUCAAAAUAAACAACUCGCAGAUGCCUUGAAUCAAACAUCUCAUACUCUGCAGAAUAGUUUGGGGAAAAUUGAAACAAACCUCAAGAGUUCUGUCGAGCAGUGUCUGUCAGGAGAAGUGAGAACUUUCUGUGAAACUUUGGAAAAUUGUGCUUGGCCGCACAUUCGGGAAGUAAAUUUUCCUCAUCGCAUACUGAAGGAUCCAGUGAUCAUACUGAGCUUGGCUGAGAUCAGUUCCGUUGAAUCAGUUGGAGUCACAGUGAAAACCGUGGACGUUACAGAUUCUGGCUUCAAGAUCCAAAUUAAUAGCAUUGGCAAUUAUAAUUUGUCGACCGUGAGAGUCAACUGGAUGUUAUGUGCAUAGUUUAAAUGUCUUGCACAAUCCAUUACAAAGUGGCAAGAAUAUAGGUAAAAACUAAGAAAAACAACUAUUGCUUUCACUGUAUGAAAGACAUGUCUCUUCAAAGCUCAUGGAGCUAAUUCAACACCAAAGCAGUUCAUUUGUUUAGAAUUAAUUAUUCCAUUUAUGUGCCAUCACCUCUGUAAAUAGAACUAGUCUUUUUAUA